GGUUUGCUGGGAUGGGGAACCUCCUCAAAGUCCUUACCAGAGAAAUUGAAAACUAUCCACAUUUUUUCCUGGAUUUUGAAAAUGCCCAGCCCACAGAAGGAGAACGAGAGAUAUGGAACCAGAUCAGCGCGAUCCUCCAGGACUCCGAGAGCAUCCUUGCAGACCUGCAGUCUUACAAAGGAGCGGGGCCAGAGAUCCGAGAUGCAAUUCAAAACCCCAAUGACAUUCAGCUUCAAGAGAAAGCUUGGAAUGCAGUGUGUCCUCUGGUUGUAAGACUAAAGAGAUUUUAUGAGUUUUCCAUAAGGUUAGAAAAAGCUCUUCAGAGUUUAUUAGAAUCCCUGACCUGUCCACCCUACACACCAACCCAACACCUGGAACGGGAGCAAGCCCUGGCAAAGGAGUUUGCAGAAAUCUUACAUUUUACCCUUCGAUUUGAUGAGCUGAAGAUGAGGAACCCAGCUAUUCAGAACGACUUCAGUUACUACAGAAGGACAAUAAGUCGUAACAGGAUCAACAACAUGCACCUAGACAUUGAGAAUGAAGUCAAUAAUGAAAUGGCCAAUCGAAUGUCCCUCUUCUAUGCAGAAGCCACACCAAUGCUGAAAACUCUUAGCAAUGCCACAAUGCAUUUUGUCUCUGAGAACAAAACCCUGCCAAUAGAGAAUACCACAGACUGCCUCAGUACAAUGACAAGUGUCUGUAAAGUCAUGCUGGAAACUCCGGAAUACAGGAGUAGGUUUACGAGUGAGGAAACACUGAUGUUCUGCAUGAGGGUAAUGGUGGGGGUCAUUAUCCUCUACGACCACGUCCAUCCUGUGGGAGCUUUCUGCAAGACCUCCAAGAUUGAUAUGAAAGGCUGCAUAAAGGUGUUGAAGGAACAGGCCCCAGACAGUGUGGAGGGUCUGCUGAAUGCCCUCAGGUUCACUACAAAGCACUUGAAUGAUGAAUCGACUUCCAAACAGAUUCGUGCAAUGCUUCAGUAGAGCUCCGCUCUGAGAAGAGGAUCUAUGUACUGACCUCAGAAGAUGUAUAUGUUUACAUAAUUUAAUACAGAUUGAUGUUAAUACUUGUGUAUUUACAUAACCAUUUCCUUCUUGACACUGAAAUAUAUGGACUUUAAUUUGUAUCCUGACUGACUCAACCCAGCACAGCAUAAAUUGACUUGAGAGCCUUACUUUUGAUGUUUGAAUUGAAAUCCCCUGCUCCAAAGGCAAAUUUUAGAGACUUUGAUCUUUGCUACUGGAGUCCUUUAACUGCACCUGUAACAAUCACAAAUCCCUGGUAGUU
Elephantulus edwardii (Cape elephant shrew) is the source of this 1287-nucleotide messenger RNA. RefSeq names its product protein FAM49A-like. The record is from RefSeq and is a predicted model, not a curated record. Lineage: Eukaryota; Metazoa; Chordata; Mammalia; Macroscelidea; Macroscelididae. Gene Ontology annotation, molecular function: small GTPase binding. The transcript is spliced from 10 exons. The coding region runs from base 12 to 983 and encodes 323 amino acids. Gene Ontology annotation, biological process: regulation of actin filament polymerization.